AUGGCCAACAUUACAAGGCCCUCAUCACAAUUACCAAUUGGUGUCCUAACAUCUCUCCUAGCUUUCAACAUUAUCCUCUCCUUCACUGCAUCUCUGGGUAAUGUUCUGAUCCUGUUGACAAUUUAUAAAGUUUCCUCUCUGAAUCCUGUGACAAAGCUCCUGUUUGCAUGUCUGGCAACUACCGACCUUUGUGUGGGUCUUUUUUCGCAGCCACUGUUCGUAGCUGAUAUAAUACUUAACAUUGAUCUCGGCAACACCGACUUGGAUAUUUUGUACUACGUGGACGAAGUUGUUUAUAUCUCCAGUUAUGUGUUGUGUGGAGUGUCCGUGUUGAUAUCGACAGCCAUCAGUGUUGACAGACUUCUUGUCCUGUUGUUGAGGCUAAAAUACAGACAGGUUGUGACACUGAGGCGAGCUCAAGUUGUUAUACUUCUAUGCUGGGUAAUUGCUGUUUCAUGUGGAUUGGUUCGUGUGUGGAGUCAAACGGUUUCAGAGAUUGUUGUUUUUGUGGCCGGUUUGGUAUCUUUAGUUACUUCUGUGCUUUGCUACGUAAAGAUCCACCGAAGACUACAGGGAAAUCAGGCUACAGUAGAGGACAGCUCUGGGGGUGGACAGUCAAACGCAGGAGAAAAAGUGGGUGAAGGAGAGGAAGGGGUGGGAAGAGCCGCAGAGGACGGAGUAGGGGAAACAACAGGGGCAGGUAGAGAUACAGAAGAAGAAGCAGGCGCAGGAGUAGAAGGCACAGGAAGAGCGAAAGAGGAAAGAAGUGUAAGAACAGGGACAGCAAGAGUAUUACAAAAGCGAAGAAUUCAAGAAAGAGUUCGGCUGAAUAUCGUACAAUAUAAGAAAAUAGUUUUCAGUAUAAUCUGGUUGCAGUUGACUUUAGUGGCAUGCUAUGCCCCUUUCAUAAUCGUGUCAUUAUUGAGACAUACAGUGCUCAGUGGAACAACAAUUCAUGGUGUUUGGCUGUUUACAGCAACUUUAGUUUACUCAAAUUCAUCUCUGAAUCCCUUUCUUUACUGCUGGAAGAUCAGAGAAGUUAGGAUAGCAGUAAAGAACACAGCCAAGACGUUUUGCUGUCGUUUGUAG
Molecule: messenger RNA, 1089 nt
Organism: Pocillopora damicornis (cauliflower coral)
Lineage: Eukaryota; Metazoa; Cnidaria; Anthozoa; Scleractinia; Pocilloporidae
Biological process (GO): G protein-coupled receptor signaling pathway
Cellular component (GO): plasma membrane
Molecular function (GO): G protein-coupled receptor activity
Source: RefSeq, a predicted model, not a curated record